Molecule: messenger RNA, 2756 nt
Organism: Pseudophryne corroboree (corroboree frog)
Lineage: Eukaryota; Metazoa; Chordata; Amphibia; Anura; Myobatrachidae
Product: zinc finger protein OZF-like
Exons: 10
Coding region: 442-2097 (551 amino acids)
Biological process (GO): regulation of transcription by RNA polymerase II
Molecular function (GO): RNA polymerase II cis-regulatory region sequence-specific DNA binding; DNA-binding transcription factor activity, RNA polymerase II-specific
Source: RefSeq, a predicted model, not a curated record
GACAAAUGGUUAGCCACGCCCCUCUCCCGCCCUCCUCUUCUGUCUAGUUGGUUGGCAUCAUUCGUAUAGGGUAACGGCGUGCCCACGGUGUGCGUGGUGACGUCACCAGAGUUGAGCCCCCGUCUUUCGGUUUCCUUGGAUACAGACGCUAGAGGAAAUACAUUUUCUCAGAUGUUCACAGGCAGCUGUCCUUCAUACCGGAGAGCGGACGGCCAUUUUCUUGUGGUACUCAUCAUUUUCUGUAGGAAGGAUAUGGACCAAAAACACACACACAGAUGCUGUCAUUCUCCAGUCCUCAUCUUUAACCAACCGGGUGAAUGGCCUGGACUCAUCGCCUGCGUUUGACCAAUGGGUUAGUGGAGCAGGAGUGCUCUGGGAGGACAAGCGAUAAAGCAGUGAAGUCGCGUCAUAGUCAUUCCCACUUAAAGGGAAAGGGCCCAUAUGACAGACCCGAUGGCCCAGGACAUUCACAUAACUGAGAGGAUAUUAAGUCUCACCUUCGAGAUCAUCUACCUGCUGAGUGGAGAGGAUUACACAGUAGUGAAGAAGACAUCAGGUGAGUGUGUGACAUCCAGCAACCGUCCCCGUGUGUCAGGAGGACUGAGCAGUACCCAGAGCCCCAUCACGGUGCCUCCACCUCACUCACUGAUACAUGAGAGGCACAAUGACCAGAAGAUCCUGGAACUUACCAACAAGAUCAUUCAUCUGCUGACUGGAGAGGUUCCUAUAAGGUGUGAGGAUGUUACUGUCUAUUUCUCCAUGGAGGAGUGGGAGUAUAUAGAGGAACACAGGGGUCUGUACAAGGACGUGAUGAUGGAGAAUCACCGGCCCCUCACAUCACUGGUUGGGGCCAGUAACAGGAAUACCCCAGAGAGAUGUCCCCGUCCUCUUUAUUCCCAGGAUCAUACAGAGGAGAAUCCUAGUGUCCCACAGGAGGAUCAGGGUGAAACUCUGGCUAAUAUUAAAGUAGAAGUUGCAGAGGGAGAAGAGACAUAUUUGAGGGGUGAUCAGCUGUGUAAGGAGGAGGAAGUCCCUACAGAUAUUGGCACAGAUGGAUCAAGUAACAGAAGAUGUCCCCGUCCUCAUUACUCACCGGAUUGUUUAGCGGGAAAGUACAAAAUCCAACAGGAUACACAGGGUGAACAGCUGAUUGUUAUUAAAGUAGAGGGAGAAGAGGAGACGUAUGUGAGGGGUGAUCAGCUGUGUAAGGAGGAAGAAGAGAAGUAUGUGAUGAUAGAUCAGCAGCGUAAGGAGGAGGAAAUCCCUGCAGAUAUCAGCACGGGUGGACACAGCAGCAGAAAUAACUCCAAUAAACAUCUCGUCUCAUCUCCAGAUUGUGACUUUGAAGAUAAUGAUAUCUCACAAGACUCUCCAGUAGAAAACCCCAUUACCCCAAAUAUCCAUCUAGGACAUCACAGUGCAGAUAUAUCACCUGAUACCUCUAAUCAUGAGGCGAGCUCUCCUGAUAACUCUGAUAUUAUUACGCAUAGUCCAGAUCAGACAGACGAGAAACUGUUUCCAUUCUUUGAAAGCUCUAAAUGUUUUGCCGAAAUAGCGAAUCUUAUUUCCCGCCACACAGGCGAGAAACCAUUUUCCUCUCCUGAGCAGGGCCAGUGUUCUGCACCGGACUCGGUGCUUGCCAAUCAUCAUACAGUUCACAUAGACGAGCGGCCGUUCCAGUGUGCCGAGUGUGGGAAAUGUUUUACACAGAAAUCCCAUCUUGUUAAGCACCACAGAACCCACACGGGGGAGAAGCCGUUUUCCUGCUCCGAGUGCAGGAAAUGCUUCAAGCAGAAAUCGACUCUCAUCGAACAUCAGCGAACUCACACCGGCGAGAAGCCGUUCCCAUGCUCCAACUGCGGGAAAUGUUUUACAAAGAAAUCCGGUCUCACUAAGCAUCAAAGAAUUCACACAGGGGAGAAGCCGUUUCCCUGUGCCGAGUGUGGGAAAUGCUUUUCGCAGAAAUCAAGUCUCUGCAGCCAUUUGAGGCUUCACACAGGAGAGAAGCCGUAUGGGUGCCCGGACUGCGGGAAAUGUUUUGCCCAGAAAUCGAUACUUGUUAAACAUCGGGCAGUUCACACACAUUUGCAGACGUGACAAGCUGUUAGAAUUCCAAAAGACAUAGCACAUAAUGGCCCUCAUUCCGAGUUGUUCGCUCACUAGCUGCUUUUAGCAGCCGUGCAAACACUAAGCCGCGGCCCUCUGGGAGUGUAUCUUAGCUUAGCAGAAGUGUGAACGAAAGGAUCGCAGCGCGGCUACAAAAAAAGAUUGUGUACUUUCAAAGUAGCUCCAGACCUAUUUAGUUUCUGUUUUGACGUCACAAACACGCCCUGCGUUCGGCCAGCCACGCCCACAUUUCCCCAGGCAUGCCUGCGUUUUUACACACACUCCCCGAAAACGGUCACUUACCUCACAGAAACACCCACUUCCUGUCAAUCACUCUGCGGCCAGCAGUGUGAUUGAAAAGCGUCGCUAGACCUUGUGUGAAACUGCAUCGGCUUUUGUGAAAGUACGUCGCGCGUGCGCAUUGCGCCGCAUGCGCAGAAGUGCAGAUUUUUAGCCUGAUCGCUGCGCAGCGAACAACGGCAGCUAGCGAUCAACUCGGAAUGACCCCCAUUAUCUCAUCUCUCUCCACUUUAUCAAUCUCCAAGUCUUGGUACACCUCAGUUUUCAUGUAAUAGCCUUAUUCUGCUGAUAAUAAAUUAUUAAACAAUUGUGUAUUUGUGCGCGACCAGUGUGUGUCUGGAGGCAGCAAA